Messenger RNA from Plasmopara halstedii, 198 nucleotides. RefSeq lists its product as uncharacterized. The record is from RefSeq and is a predicted model, not a curated record. The coding region runs from base 1 to 198 and encodes 65 amino acids. The transcript is spliced from 2 exons. NCBI's taxonomy places the organism in Eukaryota, Oomycota, Peronosporomycetes, Peronosporales, Peronosporaceae.
AUGGACGUGAAUCAUGUAUUUAUGUGGGGAUGCACAGAAGAGAGUCUUGAGUGCUUACAUGUGGGUAAAGACGCAGCUAUCAGUGCUAUCACGCUUCCAAUAACACUUCCAAGUCCAAUCGUGAAAGCUACUCCCACGACAUGCCUCUCGCUGUAUCAGCGUAUGGCAAAGUCUGCUACUACAUCGGCCUACCAUUGA